Laetiporus sulphureus 93-53 is the source of this 1384-nucleotide messenger RNA. RefSeq lists its product as uncharacterized. The record is from RefSeq and is a predicted model, not a curated record. NCBI's taxonomy places the organism in Eukaryota, Fungi, Basidiomycota, Agaricomycetes, Polyporales, Laetiporaceae. The transcript has a single exon. The coding region runs from base 320 to 1180 and encodes 286 amino acids.
GAUCCAUAGAAAUGUCAACGAUGCUAAAGGUUGCAAAAAACAAAUACGGUGUGCAACAUUCUCACCUCGUUGCCGCUCUGUUCCAUGCAUGUACAUGUGGAAAGCGUGCGACGUACGCACUGGAGUCACAUCGAGCUAGCCUACAGCCUACACUCGGGACAUGCCGACGGGGCGUUUACCGAGGCUGUGCACCGCUUCCGCACCCCAUGCGCAUGGCUGUGGCCUGGCUCGCAUAGGGUUACACCACAGACACAAAUGCGCACGUCUUCGUGAGCAGGCUCACCAUUCCUCCUCUCUCGCCAUCCUCCAUUAUCGGACUAUGGCCAUUAAGACGAAGACAGCCGUGAAGGCUGAUACCGACACCGUGACUAUAAACCGUUCGUGGGCCAAAGUGUCGCCGAUGAGGACCAGUCCAAACCGCAGCACUUCGAGUCCUCGCAAGACGCCCCACUGCAAGACGUGUCAACGGCCGCGCACUGGCCACCCACGCUCAGGGUGCCCCUACGCCGAUUCUCCCGCUCCUGCACUAGACUCGUCGCCCCGCGGGACGUUAGGGUUGACGGAGUCACUCAAGGCGCUCCAGAUUGACCCCAUUGACGAGAAACGCGAAAGACGACGGUCAGGGAAGGUUGAUUUCAUUUUCGAGGCGGAUGUCCUAGCUGCGAGCACCUCUAAACCCGCGGCUAUGGUGGCACCUGCCACAAAGAAGCCUGCAGUGCCACCGACAAGCACCACAACGGACAACAGUCCGUCUACGAGGCCCUCCACUCCCGACGCUGAUCGGCCACCUCAUAUCGCCAAAGCGUGCUCUCUCGGUCGCACACUUAGCCAAGACGAGCAACGCAUGUUCUUAGAUCGGGCAAGAUUGACCUCAGAGGGAUCUGUGGUCAUCUUGAAGCACCCAACGGACGGUAUUUCCGACCUUCUUGCCGGGGCGAAGACGGUUGGGCUCGCUGCGGAGGUGAUUGGUUCGCUGGGCGAAAAUAGUCGGUUGGUGGCCUUCGGGAGAGACGGGGAGCUAGUGAGCAAAGUCGGGCACGUCGGAGGUUCGGAGAAGGAGGCUGUCGACCAGGCGUGCGAGAACGAGGUGAAGAAGGGGCGCUUUCCAGCAUUGGUUGUUGGUGGUGCGGGCGCAGUGGUCGGUGCUGUGGCUACCUGGACGGGACUUGCCUUCUCGUGAGGAUGCUGGUGCCACACGGGCGAUGAAGUCCGUCUUCGACGAUGCCGAACGUUGUAUUCUCGUUCUCUAGUCAUCGUAUUCUACAUACCUUUAUGUCUUACAUGUGUCGGAUCUGUAUUGUCCAUGAUUUUCCGGACGCGGGCACAGAUAAGCUGUGAUAUACAGAUGCUUCAAUUUUAUUAUUGACGCAUCGUAUGGAGAUGG